This is a messenger RNA of Pezoporus occidentalis (night parrot), 2294 nucleotides long. It is a transcript of the gene CCBE1, whose product is annotated as collagen and calcium binding EGF domains 1. The record is from RefSeq and is a predicted model, not a curated record. The transcript has 10 exons. The coding region runs from base 68 to 1174 and encodes 368 amino acids. Gene Ontology annotation, molecular function: calcium ion binding. NCBI's taxonomy places the organism in Eukaryota, Metazoa, Chordata, Aves, Psittaciformes, Psittacidae.
UCGGCGCAGCCCCGCCGCCGGCCGGGGCGGGCAGAGCCGGCGCGGCGCGCAGGGGAGAGGCGGCCCGAUGGGGCGGCCGGCCGGCAGCCUGGCCCCGCUCCGGCUGCUGCUGCUCCUGGCGCUGGGGCACGCCUGGACCUACCGGGAGGAGCCACAGGACGGCGACAGGGAGGUUUGCUCCGAAAACAAAAUCGCCACCACCCGGUACCCCUGCCUGAAACCCACGGGCGAACUUACCACCUGUUUCAGGAAAAAAUGCUGUAAGGGUUAUAAGUUUGUUCUUGGACAGUGCAUCCCUGAAGACUAUGAUGUCUGUGCUGAAGCUCCCUGUGAACAGCAGUGCACAGAUAACUUUGGGCGAGUCUUAUGCACUUGUUAUCCUGGGUAUCGCUAUGAUCGGGAGAGGCACAGGAACAGAGAAAAGCCUUAUUGCCUGGAUAUAGAUGAAUGUGCCACAAGCAAUGGGACCCUGUGCUCUCAGAUCUGUGUCAACACCAUAGGCAGCUACAGGUGCGAGUGUCACGAAGGCUAUACGCGGGAGGAGGAUGGCAAGACAUGCACCAAAGGAGAUAGAGCUGGGCUUACUGAGAAAUCUGAAAAUGUGGCGAAACUGGGGACAUGCUGUGCCUCUUGUAAGGAAUUUCAUCAAAUAAAGCAGAUGGUUUUACAACUGAAGCAAAAGGUUGCUUUUCUACCAAAUAAUGCUGCUGAUCUUAGCAAGCAGAUCACUGGUGAAAAAGUGCUUGCAUCUAAUGCAUAUAUCCCUGGCCCCCCAGGCCAGCCUGGCCAACCAGGCCCUCCAGGGGCGCCAGGACCAAAAGGGAGUCAAGGAGUUCCUGGGUCACCUGGACCUCCUGGACAGCCAGGACCCCGUGGAUCAAUGGGACCUAUGGGCCCAUCUCCAGACAUAUCACACAUUAAGCAGGGCAGACGGGGCCCCGUGGGUCCACCAGGAGCCCCAGGGAGAGAUGGCAGCAAGGUGAGGAGAGGGGGAGCGAGGUGCACCAGGACCAAAAGGGAUACCUGUAAGUAUUGCUCAGAAGAAGAAUUUCCACAACAGAAUGAUGCUGACUACAUACCACAAGUCAGACGAAAGGAAAACAAACAAAGAAAGAAAUCUCAUGUAAAAAAAAAAGUGAAAGAUACUUUACAUGCACAGAAAAUAUUAUUGUAAAGAAAGUAGUUACCUGUUUUCAUCCAAGUGUUUUUGCCUACACACCUCUUCCCUUGCUGGGUGGUCACUGAAGGCAACAAGUACACCCCUGCCCUACAACAGCAGUAGGACAUCCUCAGAAGGCAGGAGCGUGAGAUCCCAUGUAGAGUAUAAGUUAGUACAGUUCUGUCACUGCUCUUUAUGGGAGUUUGAGCCCUGGAACCUGGAAUCCUGCCCGUCAUCUCUCUCUAGGCUUUGGGAAGCUAUAGGCUUUGAGCAAGACAUCAGGAAAAGGAUGAAUAUUUAGAAUCUUUUUUCAAGUUAUAUUGUUUAAAAAUCUAUUUAUUAUGGUGUUUUCUCAGUCAUGGAAUGGAUUUUUAAGGGUGUGUCCAGCAGGAUGUCCUCAGUAUUAAACAGUGUACUUUACUGUGUGAAGUCAUCUAAAAAGAGAUGAUGAUUUUCCAAAAUCAGAUAAAACCAGAUGGCUACUCUCUGCAUUGUAAUUGCCAAUAUUUUUAGUAACUGAUGGACAGCAGCAAGGUUACCAUAUUGAAAUUACACUUUUCAAAUACUAGCAUUCUUAAGAAAAUAUUUAAAGAGAUAAUAAUUGUUGAUUGAUAAGUCAUUCUAGGUGUGUAAUUUCUAUCAGUUUAACAAGAAGGAACACAAGGAACCAAGAUUUAUCUCCUCUGUUCCCAUGAGGAGAAUCUUCAUAAUAUGUUAAGAUAAUCUUAGGAGGCAGAUAUAGCAAAGGAAUUGUUAAGUAACUGAAGGUCUGAGCCUCUUAUAAAUGUAAAUUACCCUGUCUGCAAAAACAUUUGCCUUCUUUUGAAAAUUGUUGCCUGAGCCAGCUGAUUCAAAAUCAGAGCAUUAAGAUUAGGGAAUUGAUAUGAAGCAGUAUUAUACCGGGUUAUCCCUGCAAGAGUAAUUAUAUCAACCUGUUUGAAAACUCUGAGGCCGAAGUGGGUUAUUAUUUCUGACUGUGCCUUGUGACUGCAGGGCCCACCAGGUUCAUUUGAUUUCCUGUUGCUGAUGAUGGCAGACAUCAGAAAUGACAUCGCUGAGCUGCAAGAGCGAGUAUUUGGACACAGGACUCAUUCAUCAACAGAGGAGUUUCCAUUACCUCAGGAAUUUACAAACU